AUUCAUUCUUUCAUAUAAAUACAUAACCAAAACCACUACCAUACUCAACAAACUUUCAAACCUACACACUUCAUAUUCUCUCUUAUUCAACAAGUUAGGUUUUCAGCUUUCAAGUUUCAACAACCACUAUGCCACAGUUAGAUUUCGAAGCGUUAGUUUCCGCUUUAUCCGGCGUCGCCACCGACCAUAAAAUCGCAUGCGAACCAACGGAAAAUUCACAAUUACAAUCCCAACAACAGCAUCAUUCCGACUCACCGCCGCCGGAAUCGUUUUGGCUUUCCAACGACGCGGAAUUGGACUGGUUUGACAGAAACGCCGUCUACGAACGAAACGAAUCAACCAAAGGAAGUUCGAUUUCCACGAACCUAAACCCUAACUCCGCCUCAAACUCGCAGCGAUUCUCCAAGAAUAUGAAGAAAUCCAAGGCUACGAUAAUCGGAUUGCCGAAAUCUCAGAAAGCUUCGUUUGCGGAAGUUCGGUGCCAGCGUAAGCAUCGACCGGGAAACAACACUAGGUUGUUUCCGAAACGAAGCGCGUCAAUCGGAGGAAAAUCUGAUUCUAUAGUUUUGGAGCCUUCGUCUCCGAAGGUUUCUUGCAUAGGAAGAGUUAGAUCCAAACGGAGUUGUAAUCGCCGGUUGAGAACUCGUCAGAGGUCGGUUUCCUCCACCACCACCUCCGUCACCGUUGUUAGACAAAAAUCUUCCCGUAGUCAAAGAAAGAAGAAAACCGGUUUCAUCCAAAGCGUUUGCGCAAUUUUCCGAAGCCACCGGAGUGGAAAAUCAGCACAGAAAACGGAUCUUGACCUUCCACCGGGAGAUGAAUCUUCCUCAAGAAACAAGAUAGCGAGCCGAACCGAGGACUCGUUUGAAGAAUCGGUUUACAGUGAACCGCCCGGUUUGGGUUCAAUGAACCGGUUCGUGUCAGGGAGGCGGUCCGAGUCAUGGGGAGUAGGUGAGUCUGAAAUCACCUCUUCACAUUAGGAUUUGUUUUGGCGCCGAACGAAUUCGGUGGCUGCCACGUGUGGGCCCGAUGUUAGCGUGUGUUCAUUGGGCUCGAAGUUUUGAAUAGUUGUUGAAAGAUGACGUGGCACGUAGAAUAACUGUUUGUAACUGUUUCACACUAGUACUUGCUUAGUUUGUGCUUUGAAGCGUGUUUGAAUUUGCUGUUUCUAGUUUUUGAACUUAUCUGUUUUAGGAGUAAAGUGACAUAACGACGGCGUUUUGUAAAUAUGAUUCGUGUGCCCUUUUGCUGUAAUGAGCAAGUGUAAAUUUUUUAGCAUAAUGUUUCAUAAUUCAUACACACUUACAAAA
Molecule: messenger RNA, 1310 nt
Organism: Vicia villosa (hairy vetch)
Lineage: Eukaryota; Viridiplantae; Streptophyta; Magnoliopsida; Fabales; Fabaceae
Exons: 1
Coding region: 129-980 (283 amino acids)
Source: RefSeq, a predicted model, not a curated record